CCGGCGCCGUCUCCUCCCCAUCACCCGUGUGCGCCUCGGGCGGGGAUCGGUGCCCCGGAGCGCCAAGCCUGCGCGCUCCCCCUCCCGUGCCCCCCCACCUCCCACCGCCCAGUACCCGGCGGCGAUGAGACAGAGCGGCGCCUCCCAGCCCCUGCUGAUCAACAUGUACCUGCCAGAUCCGGUCGGAGACGGUCUCUUCAAGGACGCGAAGAGCCCGGGCUGGGGGCCGCUGAGCCCCGCGGUGCAGAAAGGCAGCGGGCAGAUCCAGCUGUGGCAGUUCCUGCUGGAGCUGCUGGCCGACCGCGCCAACGCCGGCUGCAUCGCGUGGGAGGGUGGCCACGGCGAGUUCAAGCUCACGGACCCAGACGAGGUGGCUCGGCGCUGGGGCGAGCGCAAGAGCAAGCCCAACAUGAACUACGACAAGCUGAGCCGCGCGCUGCGCUACUACUACGACAAGAACAUCAUGAGCAAGGUGCACGGCAAGCGCUACGCCUACCGCUUCGACUUCCAGGGCCUGGCGCAGGCCUGCCAGCCGCCGCCCGCGCACGCCCACGCCGCCGCCGCCGCCGCCGCGCAGGAAGGCGCGCUCUACAAGCUGCCCACCGGCCUCGCCCCGCUGCCCUUCCCUGGCCUCUCCAAACUCAACCUCAUGGCCGCCUCGGCCGGGGUCGCGCCCGCCGGCUUCUCCUACUGGCCAGGUCCCAGCCCGGCCGCCACCGCCGCCGCCGCCACCGCUGCGCUCUACCCGGGCCCCAGCUUGCAGCCCCCGCCCGGGCCCUUCGGCGCCGUGGCCGCCGCCUCGCACUUGGGGGGUCAUUACCACUAG
Molecule: messenger RNA, 826 nt
Organism: Elephantulus edwardii (Cape elephant shrew)
Lineage: Eukaryota; Metazoa; Chordata; Mammalia; Macroscelidea; Macroscelididae
Gene: FEV
Product: FEV (ETS oncogene family)
Exons: 3
Coding region: 125-826 (233 amino acids)
Biological process (GO): regulation of transcription by RNA polymerase II; cell differentiation
Cellular component (GO): nucleus
Molecular function (GO): DNA-binding transcription factor activity, RNA polymerase II-specific; sequence-specific DNA binding
Source: RefSeq, a predicted model, not a curated record